GUGUGUCUUCCUGCGUCGCCGCCCUUAGUGAGAGCGAGAAAGUGGAGAGAACGCAGUUUCUGGCGCUUCUUGACAGAAAAAAGGGGCGAUAGAGGUCGUCGGAGGAGCCGAAGCGGCUUAUUAAGGUCCCGAAUCGUACUGGACGGAGGUCUGCCCUGCUGCAGCUGCACCCUGGAAGGUCGUAACCAUGGCGCUGUCGUUUAAGAAAGACCUGGAGAAGUACAAAGAGAUCGACGAAGAUGAAAUCCUCAACCAGCUGUCUGAGGAGGAGCUCAAGCAGCUGGAGAGCGCUCUGGAGGACAUGGACCCCGAGAAUGCCCUGCUCCCUGCAGGCCUGAGGCAGAAGGACCAGACGUCGAAGACACCGACAGGGCCGUUUAACCGAGACGGCCUGCUGCAGUACUUGGAGAAGGAGGCGAUGGAGUACAAGGACAGAGAAGACUUCGUUCCCUUCACCGGAGAGAAGAAAGGAAAGGUGUGGGUGCCUAAACAGCAGCCGAUCGAGACGCGCAAGGAGGAGGUGACGACCCUGGACCCGGAGCUGGAAGAGGCGUUGUCCAGCGCUACUGACACUGAGCUAUGUGACCUGGCAGCUAUCCUCGGAGUGCACACACUGGUGACGAGCACACAAAGCUAUGACGGGACCACCAACACAGACGGCUACAACAAUGUAAUUAAAGGGGAAAAAGUGAAGCCCGUUUUUGACGAGCCGCCCAACCCAACUAACGUGGAGGAAACUCUGCAGAGGAUAAAGGCCAACGACCCCUCGCUCACCGAGGUCAACCUCAACAACAUUAAGAACAUUCCCAUCCCCACGCUGAAGGACUUUGCCAAAGCCCUGGAGAAGAACGCACACGUGAAGAAGUUCAGUCUAGCGGCGACGCGCAGCAACGACCCCAUUGCAGUGGCUUUUGGAGACAUGCUGAGGGAGAACAAGACGCUGAGGAGUUUGAAUCUGGAGUCCAAUUUCAUCACCAGCGCUGGAGUUCAGGCGCUCGUGGAGGCUCUGCGAGACAACGACACGCUCUCCGAGAUCAAGAUCGAUAACCAGAGGCAGCAGCUGGGCACCACAGUGGAGAUGGAGAUCGCUAAGAUGCUGGAGGCGAACACCAGCAUAGUGAAGUUUGGAUAUCACUUCACUCAGCAGGGCCCGCGGGCCAGAGCUGCGGCCGCCAUCACCAAGAACAACGACCUCGUGCGGCGGAGGCGUAUGGAGAGGGACGCGUAGCGGACCGUCUCGUUCGUUCUCCUCCACUCUCGCUCGCUCUCUCUCUCUCUCUCUCCAUCUCUCCGGAUGAGUCCUGUGCCAAACUGUGAGGGAGAGAGAGCGGCGUUCCAACCCUGAAUAAGGGACACAACUGGAAAACCCACCAUUUGGCUCUCAACCACCUGGAUUUGUUGUUAUAUUAUUACCGUCAUUGUUAUUGUCAUCGUUAUUGUUUUUACAGCUGUACAUCUUUUUUUUUCUGUAGUUUAGUCAUUCCAUUUCUUUUUCUUCUGACUUCUGGUGUUUUGGUGUUUUUGUUUUUUUUUGCAAUUUGGAAAAGGAAAAAGAAAGAAAACUCUUAAGCUGAGCACAGGGAUCAUGUACAUUUCCAACACUCGUGCACCAUUUACAACCUUAAAAACGGGAAUAAAGCGAAAGGCUAGCGACACUAGUGAGGAAUCGAAGCUCCGCUCGGCUCAGAAUGAGGGGAACAGGGAGAACGAGAGCAGCUGAGAGGUGUUUACUGUUAUCAGUGGGUUUGGCUGCUGGGGAACUGCAGCGAUUGCUCCAUAUCCUGCAGGGAGGGCCACGCCUGCAGUGAGAGUGCAUUUUUCUUCUAUUAGACUCGCUGUGGGAGCGCGUGCAGCUGCUCCGUGAAGCUUGUGCAUGUGUGUGUGUUCCACUCGGUUUUGCUAUAACGUGAGAUGGUCGGGCAGAAAAUCGAGCUAAAAUACCUUUAAUACACUCUUAGUCAGAUGGCAUGUGGGUUUUCUGUGUAAAUAAGUGAACGCACAACUGUUUUUCCUGAAUUUAACGUAUUGCGGGAAACAAAAGCAUAAAGUUUUGCCGUUGCAGAAGUUGUGGCACUUAAUAUUUUUAUUAUGUGUAUUUUUUUCCAACUUGGUGAAAUUGGGCACUAAAAUUGGCAGAAAAAUGCCAGAUUCAAGGCUGUUCUGUAGAGGAUGUGUUCACUUUUCACACAGAAGAUCAACAAAACAAGUAGCUUCACACUUCAGAGUUGUGCACACACACAGAGACACACACACACAGAGA
Messenger RNA from Pygocentrus nattereri (red-bellied piranha), 2260 nucleotides. RefSeq names its product tropomodulin 2 (gene tmod2). The coding region runs from base 188 to 1228 and encodes 346 amino acids. The record is from RefSeq and is a predicted model, not a curated record. Gene Ontology annotation, biological process: myofibril assembly; muscle contraction; pointed-end actin filament capping. The transcript is spliced from 10 exons. NCBI's taxonomy places the organism in Eukaryota, Metazoa, Chordata, Actinopteri, Characiformes, Serrasalmidae. Gene Ontology annotation, cellular component: myofibril; striated muscle thin filament. Gene Ontology annotation, molecular function: tropomyosin binding.